AUGGUUGCUUCAAACGCGAUCUUUAUGUUCAAUUUUGAGGUCAAUAAAGCGUUCAGCAUAUUCGGAACCACACUGGUUAUUGGUUCAUUGAUCGGGAACGUGGAUGGAGACCGUUACAAUACUCUUAGUUUCGUCGAUAUUGUGGCCCUUAAUAAACUACUACGAAAUCGACACAAAGGUUUAGCCCUAGCAAACAAAUUCGCGGCCUUCAAAGACUUCUUCAUACCGCAUCCAGAUACACUUCAUGCUGUUCACGUGCAUCCAGUCUUUCGGGAGAAAUGGAUUGAGACUGGUUACCGGCCACCUUACAGACAUUUGUCUUACUACCUCAAGAGUAUCUUAACCUUCCAUAACGAAACCUUCAACAUAUGGAGCCAUCUUAUCGGAGCUCUGGUCAUGGGGUACUACACUCUUAUCUACUCCGAGUCCUACACGAGGUACAACCAACCAGUAAUCCUCGCAUUCGGAAUAUGCUGUGUUUGCGGUCAGCUCAUGAGUGUAUUCGCCCACUGGUUCUGUUCAAUAUCGCCAAACUGCUACCGACGAAUAUUUCUUUUCGACUAUGCUGGUAUUGGCCUAUUUUCCUUUGCAAAUCACUUGGUUCUUACCUGCUGUAGUUAUGACGCACGGUACGUAAGGUUCUUGGGGCCGUACGCUAUUCCAUUGGCAAUAUUUAUCGGAGCUUCAGUAGCGUGUUCACUAUGCAUUAGCAGGAUAUUCUAUCGGUCCAUCGCAGUUAAAAACAUCCUCAACUUCAUUCCAAAUACUCUGUCAGCUGCAUUAGGAUUUAUUCCUGUAAUAAUGCGAAUACACCACGAGCUCACUACACGAGAAGCGCGUGACAGUACACAUCAUGACCACCAAAACAACAUCUGCAAUCUUCUUGCUAUUCAUUGCUGCCUUUUUGCUGUCAUGGGUUUCUUUUUCAUGUCUCACAUCCCGGAAAGACUCACGAGACUCUACGGAAGGUUUGACGUCAUCGGACACAGCCAUCAGUUGUUCCAUAUCUCCGUUACGCUGUGCUUCCUGACGUCAAUGAAAGCAGCCUUCAUGGACAUCAAAUUCGGCUACAGAACACAAGAAGAAUUAUACAUACUUGAAAAAUUUUGUUCCAUCUGGUCGGCUGUAGUCAUUGCAUUCAUCAUCAAUAUCUGCGUUAUGUGUGCGUGCGUGCGACACGUGAAUGUCCAGAAAUAUGAAGGGGAAUCGCUGACCGAGUCACGUCUCGUACGGGACGGGCUUGAAACUCAAUCUAAGACGGAGUAA
Molecule: messenger RNA, 1266 nt
Organism: Lineus longissimus
Lineage: Eukaryota; Metazoa; Nemertea; Pilidiophora; Heteronemertea; Lineidae
Product: membrane progestin receptor beta-like
Exons: 3
Coding region: 1-1266 (421 amino acids)
Cellular component (GO): membrane
Molecular function (GO): signaling receptor activity
Source: RefSeq, a predicted model, not a curated record